Hemisphaericaspora subhashii is the source of this 1308-nucleotide messenger RNA. RefSeq names its product tRNA-5-taurinomethyluridine 2-sulfurtransferase. The coding region runs from base 1 to 1308 and encodes 435 amino acids. Gene Ontology annotation, biological process: tRNA wobble position uridine thiolation. The transcript has a single exon. Gene Ontology annotation, cellular component: mitochondrion. Gene Ontology annotation, molecular function: sulfurtransferase activity. The record is from RefSeq and is a predicted model, not a curated record. Lineage: Eukaryota; Fungi; Ascomycota; Pichiomycetes; Serinales; Debaryomycetaceae.
AUGCUAUUAUCAAGUCUAACGCGACAUAGUCGUACACGUAACCUACUAAGAUCAACUUAUACUUUCCAUUUCAUUCGUAACCAAUCCCUUGCAUCUCAUCAUACGCCCAUUCCGUAUUAUCCAAAACAAAAAUCAUACAAAGAACGAGAUGAACAAAUCAAUCCCAUUAAUCCAGAAGAAUAUUCUCAAGCAGAACCGAAUCCCGAUGAUCAAAUCAUAAUAGCAAUGAGCUCAGGUGUAGAUUCAUCUGUAUGUGCAGCUCUAUAUGCUAAGAAAUACAAAAACGUCAAAGGGAUCUACAUGGCUAAUUGGUCACAGACUGCAUCAUGUACAGAACGUGAUUGGAAGGAUGUUCAAAAAUUAUGUGAACAAUUAAAUAUCCCAUGUGAACGAGUUAAUUUCGAGAAAGAAUAUUGGUUAGAAGUUUUCGAACCGAUGAUACAAAAAUACUCUGAAGGUUUAACUCCAAAUCCUGAUACCAGUUGUAAUAAAUAUGUUAAAUUUGGUAAAUUAUUUCAAUAUUUAAAUGAUAAAUAUAAAACUCAAAAAUGGUGGUUAGUCACUGGUCAUUAUGCUAGAAUAAUGAAACAUACCCCAACUGGGGAAUAUCAUCUCCUAAGAGGACUUUCCCGUAACAAAGAUCAAUCAUAUUACUUAUCAACCAUCCCUCCUUCCACUAUGUCCCAGGUCCUCCUUCCCAUUGGCCACCACAUCAAACCCGAUGUCCGAGAAUUAGCAAAAGAGUUCAACCUCCAUGUAGCCCAAAAACCCGACUCUCAAGGAUUAUGUUUCGUAAGUCCCGACCAAAACAAUUUCACCGAUUUCUUACGUGACUAUAUCCCAGCCAAUCCUGGAAAUAUCGUUACUGAAGAUGGCAAAAUAUGGGGCAAACAUGAUGGACUCUGGACUGCUACUAUUGGACAAAGAGCAAGAAUAAGUAUGCCUCAAGCAGAUCCUAAAUAUUCUGGUACUUGGUUUGUCAGUGAUAAAGAUCCAAUUAAGAACGAAUUAGUAAUUGUUCGGGGAUCAAAUAAUCCGAAAUUAUUUAAAUCAGGAGUGGUUUUGAAUUCUUUGGAUUGGGUAUAUCCCGUUGAAAAAGUCUUGGAUAUCCCAAAUAAUGAAAUUCAAUUCCAGAUGAGUUCGUUGUCAAAUCCAUUUGACAUUGAAACAUUUAGUGUUUCUACUGAGACGAAUCAAGUUAGUAUUAGAUUGAAGAAACCAGGCAGGGCACUUGCUCCUGGUCAAGUGGGAUGUUUAUAUAGAGGAAAUCAAGUAUUGGGCUCAGGUACAAUAUCAUCAGUUGAAUAA